Messenger RNA from Diorhabda sublineata, 500 nucleotides. RefSeq names its product mitochondrial import inner membrane translocase subunit Tim13. The coding region runs from base 90 to 356 and encodes 88 amino acids. The record is from RefSeq and is a predicted model, not a curated record. The transcript is spliced from 3 exons. Lineage: Eukaryota; Metazoa; Arthropoda; Insecta; Coleoptera; Chrysomelidae.
GACGUUUGGCACAUGGUACGCCUCUAACCUCAAUUUUGUCACAUUUUUAAUUUAAAUACCUGUGUUAUCAAAUAAAACAAUUUAAAAAAAUGGAUAGUCUCUCGUCGUUAACGGGUGCACAAAAAGAUGAACUCAUGGAUAAUGUUAAACAACAAAUUGCAGUAGCCAAUGCCCAAGAACUUCUUACAAAAAUGACUGAAAAGUGCUUUAAAAAGUGUAUUUCAAAGCCCGGAACAUCAUUGGAUAGUUCAGAGCAAAAAUGUGUAGCCAUGUGUAUGGAUAGGUAUAUGGAUUCUUGGAAUUUGGUAUCAAAGGCUUAUAGUAUGAGGAUCCAAAGAGAAAGAGGAAAUAUGUAAAUAAUUGUGAUUAUUAGAAAAUAAAUUAUUGUUAGUAAAAAAAUUUCCGAAGUUCAUUAGUAGUAGUAGAAAUUUUUUUAGUUUUAUUUUAUUUUACUUGGAUCAUCGGCAUUCAAAAAUGUAGGAAUAAAAAUAAAACUACAA